Messenger RNA from Chelmon rostratus (copperband butterflyfish), 2404 nucleotides. RefSeq names its product argininosuccinate lyase (gene asl). Gene Ontology annotation, molecular function: argininosuccinate lyase activity. The transcript has 16 exons. NCBI's taxonomy places the organism in Eukaryota, Metazoa, Chordata, Actinopteri, Chaetodontiformes, Chaetodontidae. Gene Ontology annotation, cellular component: cytosol. Bases 139 to 1536 code for a protein of 465 amino acids. The record is from RefSeq and is a predicted model, not a curated record.
CGGCUUUUAAAGCGAUACCUACAGCUUCGCUCGCGCCGCACGCCUGCAUGCUCCAGUAUUCAAUUCAGUCCGUUGGCAGUCAACGUUACAUCAGGCAAACAUUUCAUCAGACAAAGAAGCUACAGGCGCCCGAUAAAAAUGGCGAAUACAGAGGGAAGUAAACUUUGGGGGGGUCGUUUCGUGGGAGACACCGAUCCUAUCAUGGAGAAGUUCAACGCAUCCAUCGCUUAUGACCAGAGGAUGUGGGAUGCUGACAUCCGUGGGAGCAAGGCUUAUGUGAAAGCUCUGGAGAAGGCGAAGCUGGUCACCACGGAUGAGAUGAACCAAACUUUGCACGGUCUGGAUCAGAUUUCUGAGGAGUGGUCCAGAGGUGUUUUUGUGAUCAAACCUGGAGAUGAAGACAUUCACACUGCCAAUGAGCGCAGGCUAAAGGAGCUGAUUGCUGUACCUGCAGGGAAGCUGCACACUGGCAGGAGCAGAAACGACCAGGUCGUGACUGACAUGAGGCUGUGGCUGCGAGAUGCCAUCUCAACCCUGACAGAUAAUGCCCUGCAGCUGAUAUCUACCAUGGUGGAGCGGGCAGCAGCAGAAAUUGACGUCCUGUUUCCUGGUUAUACCCACAUGCAGCGAGCUCAACCAAUCAGAUGGAGCCACUGGAUUCUAAGUCAUGCUGUUGCACUGAGCAGAGAUGUGGAUCAACUUCAAGAGGUCAAGAAAAGAGUUAAUGUUUUACCCCUUGGCAGUGGUGCCAUUGCUGGGACACCAUUUGACAUUGACAGGGAGCUGCUGCGGACAGAGUUGAACUUUGCUGACAUCAGUCUAAAUAGCAUGGAUGCCACAGGCCAAAGGGACUUUGUUGUGGAGUUCCUGUUCUGGGCUUCAUUGUGUUUGACCCAUCUCAGUAAGAUGGCUGAGGACCUGAUGCUGUACAGCACCAAAGAGUUCUCCUUCGUCGCCCUCUCUGAUGCCUACAGUACAGGCAGCAGUCUGAUGCCCCAGAAGAAGAAUGCUGACAGCCUGGAGCUCAUCAGGAGUAAAGCAGGCCGUGUCUUUGGCAGAUGUGCAGGGUUCAUGAUGACACUGAAGGGCCUGCCCAGCACCUACAACAAAGACCUGCAGGAGGAUAAGGAGGCCAUGUUUGACUGUUAUGAUACUGUUCACGCUGUGCUACAGGUGACAACUGGAGUCAUGUCAACUCUCAAGAUUAACCAGAGUGUGAUGGAAGCCGCCCUCAGUCCUGACAUGUUGGCUACUGACUUGGCCUACUACCUUGUGAGGAAGGGGGUGCCUUUCAGAGAGGCCCAUGGCCUCUCAGGUAAAGCUGUGUUCACAGCUGAAUCCAGAAAUAUCGCCCUGAAUCAGCUCACUGUGGACGACCUGAGUGCUGUUAGCCCUCUGUUUGGAAGUGACGUGUCCUCAGUGUGGGACUACAGGAGCAGUGUGGAGCAGUAUAGCGCCCCUGGAGGAACGGCCAAGAGUAGUGUUGCUGCACAGGUGGAACACCUGAGGAACUGGCUUAAGAAACGGGCACAGUGACCUCAACAUAAUUUCACCAUAAAAUUUUGAAUCAGGUUUACUGCCACAAUUAAGAUUCGUUUGAAAUGUCAGAUCGAGGUCAAAGUGACCUAUAUAUGACUUGAAAUUAUCCUGACGAGGGAGUCCCUGGUGCGGGGAAAUCUGAUCUUAUCUCAUCUAAAGCCAUUCAAAAAGUGUUUUACAGCCUGAUCCAAGUCUGACACCACAAAGGCAUCUGAGACAAUUAACUUCCACACAGAAUCUAGAUGGUGGUGUUAAAUUGCACAGAUUGGUUUGGGACAUUACACGUCUGCCUGAAAUUACAGCUCAAACACAAAGUAAAUAAUGUGAGGGACAGGCAAUUUUUAAACAAAGGUUUUCGGUAUCUUUUUUUCGGAUGUUUAUACAGAAAUCUGAAAAAAAUGUUUAAGAAACACAAACAAUCAGUGAUCAGAUUUUAUUGACAUUGAAUCAAUCAGUAUUAUUUGUGAAAAGCCCAAUCAGAGCAUUUCUAAGUGAAAUAAUUAAAAGUCACAUUAGUAAUCCUAAAAGAGUUAAAAUAAAUUCACUUACUCUCCAGUUUGAAUUUCAUUAAUGUUGACAAUAUAUACAAAGCAAUGCAUUAGGCACUUAGAGGGUCAUAUCAUAAGCAGGAAUAGAAAAGAAGCUCUUGCUCAGGUAGACAAUCACAGAUAUUUACUGUAUUUACUGUACAUUUAGAACUCAUUUGGUUUCCCAACUAAUAAACACGUGUACAGUACAUGUAGAAAAUGCCUCAAUCCUCUUAUCUUGCCUCUACUGCUUCUUCCAUCCUCAGCAGGUAACUCAGAUGGGGAAAAAAUGGAAACCUCUAAUUCUACACUUUUUAUAAAUCACACUUCUGUCGCAC